AUGGAUACUCGGUCGAGGGGCAUAUCUGACGAGGAGCUCUUUAUGAGCCGCCCCAACGAGGGUGGCGAUAGCCCUACCGUCGAGCCCCUGAGGAUAUUCAAACCCCAGAGCCCCAAGCCGGCCGCAGACAAGGCCUCCGAUCGUUUCAGAUACCCCACGCCUACAUCUUCUUCCACCUCUUCGCGCCCGACCUUCCCUCUCCCACCAGGCGCCUCCAGCUCGGCCAACCCGCUGCCCUACCCCGACGACGAAGAUCACCGCUUCUCUCAGCCCUCUAAACAGACUCGGCCUCCGUAUUCCGAGGAAGGCCGGAAGACGUCCUCCUCGAGCUACAACUACGCUAGCCCUACAGGCUCCCAGGGCUCUGGUGGCCACAACGAGACGUCUCCGCGCCUCAACCUCAGCCCGGUCGACAAGAAGCCCGGCCUUGCAGAGCGACGCGGCAACGUUCCCGCAGCUCUCUCGCCGACCAGUCCCAGCGAGGACAAGGAGGAUCUCUUUGCGAAGCCACUCAGCCAACAACCGGCCCCUAAGAUCUCUACCAGCUACCAACAGAAGCCAUACUACCCUCCCCCAGGAGGAGCAUCCUCCUCCGGUCCUGGCAAUGCAGGCCGUCAGAACGCGGGAUCGGAUACUCUCAAGAUGCCGCAGGACAGCGGUAUGAACCGCUUCGCCUCUACGGCGUCGAACUCGACCACGCGGGCAAGCCGCGGCUCACCCCCGCCUCCCGAGACCCCUAUUGUCGAGCCCGGCAACAUCCCCGGCGGCGGAAUCGAAGCCCGGUAUGCGGCAGCUGGCAUCUCGGGAACGGCGACGCUCAACAGCUUCCAGCCUCAGAGCUCUGCCGCGGCGCAACGGCUGGCGCAGUAUGGUGGCCAGCCGCCUGCGGCGCCCCAGCCGGCGCGGCCUUGGACUCCCACCGAGUCCCCCGACCAACAACCCCACGGCCCUCCGACCGUCUACCAGGGUGCGAACCCCGUCUCAAGUCCGCCGCAACACCCCGCCGAGCUGCCUGCUCAGCACUCCGGCUCCUCCUCCUCGCAGCCCGGCAGCCUGCAGGUGAGCGUUCUGGAACAAGACUUCCAGCGCAUGCAGGCGUCCACGCCGCCACCGGCUUACACGAGCGUGAACCCCAACGGAGGCUCGUCAUAUCCCAACGAGAAGCAGCGGCCGCAGGCGCAAGCCAGCUCCAGCUCACAGUCUGUGCCCACGACGUCAACGGCGACGUCGAGCGCCGCAGCCCCGGCCCCGGCCCCGGCCCCGCAAGACAGCAAGCAGAGCAUACCCAACCCGCUCGCGUCUCCUGCGCUGCAGCAUCCUGGGCACCCGGCCUUUGCCAAUGAUCCCAAGCCAGAGGCCGGGCCUAAUGGACACCCGGCCCUGUCCCACACGCCCUCCGUGAUGGCCGGGCAAGGGCCUGCGUCUCCGCCUCCACUGCCGGAGGGCUGGAUCGCCCACCUCGACCAGAACUCGGGCCAGUACUACUACAUCCACCUCGCCACGCAGGCAACGCAAUGGGAGUUCCCCAAGGGCCCCAACCCCAUCCACCACGAUGCCGCGCCCCUAUCUCCCACCGCCUCGACAUAUGGCAACCCGCUGGGAUCUCCAUUCCUAGGGGGGAAGCAAUCGUUGGCAUCGCCGCUCUACCCACCGCAGACCCCGGGCUAUGCUGAGAGCAUCAUGAGCGUGGCCGCAUCCCAGACACCGAGUGCCGCCGGCUUCAUGGGCCCACCGCCAAGCGCCGGUGUGGACAUGUACAAGAUUGCGCCGACGAACGGAGUCUACUUUGGCCCCUAUCUGCGAUACGUCAACAUGGACGUCGAGAAGGGCAUCUGGCUGGGCAGCAUCCUGAUCGUCACGGACGCGCCCCAGCCUCCCACGAUCCACAUCCACCUGAGCGUCGACCUGUCGCCGAACCCGCGGCAGCUCGUCCCGCACAGCAUCUACACGCACCAGAGGUGGUCCUUCUACAAGUACGACCUCGACCUGCAGAUGGGCGAGGGCGGCAGCGAGAGGUGGACCUACGCCGUCACGUCGCACAUGGGCUGCACGAGGUACGAGUUCGUCGUCGCGGGCCGGCACGAGCCCGGCUGGCGGCUGGUCGCGCACUCGGGCAACGACUUCACGCCCGCGACGUCGCAGGCCGAGCGGGGCCGGCUCGGCGGCGUCGGCUUCAUGUGGAAGGACGUGCUGCAGAAGAACGUCGACUGCGGCGGCUUCCACGUGCAGCUCGGCCUCGGCGGGCAGAUCUACGGCGACCGGCUGUGGAAGGAGGUGCCGCUGCUCAAGCAGUGGCUGGCCAUGCAAGGUAGGGAGAACCGCAAGAACGCGCAGUGGACGGCGCGGCACGAGGAGGACGUCACGCACGCCUACUUCCACUACUACACCUCGCACUUUGACCAGCCCUUCCUCCGGGAGGCCUUUGCGCAGAUCCCGCACAUCCUGCAGCUCGACGACCACGACAUCUUCGACGGCUUCGGCUCCUACCCGGAGUACAUGCAGCAGUCGGCCAUCUUCAAGAACAUCGGCCGCGUCGCCAUCGAGAUGUACCUGCUCUUCCAGCACCACACCACGGUCGAGAUCCUGCGCAACGUCAGCUCCGACCUCGACCUCUUCACCAUCACGGGCAACGGCUGGCACUUUGUCAAGUACCUCGGCCCCGCCGUCGUCGUCGUGGGGCCGGACUGCCGCUCCGAGCGCACGCAGGCGCGCGUCAUGGCGGGCCCCACCUACCAGGGCAUCUUCCCCAAGGUGGCGGUGCUGCCGCCGAGCGUGCAGCACUGCAUCUGGAUGGUGUCGGUGCCGCUCGUGUACCCGCGCCUCGACACGGUCGAGACGCUGGCCAACACGUUCGCCACGGGCAAGAAGGCCGUCAACACGACGUACAACCUGCUGGGCAAGGUGACGAGCUCCGUCGCCGGCGUCGUGGGCGGCAAGGAGGUCGUCGCGCAGGGCUUCAGCCAGGUCAAGAAGGCCGUCGGCAAGGGCGGGCUCAUGGGCAACGUCUUCAACCAGUUUGGCGACCUCGACAUCGCCGAGGAGCUCAAGGACCUGUGGACGCACGAGUCCAAGGACCUCGAGCGGACGUACCUGAUCCGCACGCUGCAGGGCAUCGCGCAGCAGAAGGGCAUCCGCAUGACGUUCUUGUCCGGUGACGUCAACUCGUGCGGCGCCGGCCUCGUGCACGACCCGGCCCACCCCUCGGACCACAAGACCAUGUACCAGGUCAUCACGAGCCCCAUCGUCGCCUCCCCCGCGGGCAACUACAUGCUCAAGAUGCUGCACAACAACAGACUACUAUACGUGCCGCAGAACGGCCACCGGUCCUCCAGCCACCACACGGGCUCCUCCUCCUCGUCGUCCCAGCAGGAGUCCUCGGACACCAAGGAGGACAUGAUGGAGAUCUUCCAGGUCGACGCGUCGGGCGCGCCGCGGGAGAUGAAGAAGCUCAUGGGCCGGCGCAACUACGUCGCGAUCGUGGCGUACGACCCCGAGGCCGUGGCGGGCACGGGCUACGCCGCGGCGUCGGUGAGCGGGCAGCAGGGGCUGCAGAGCAAGUUGAGCCUCGCGGUCGACUUUGUCGUGCAGGGCGACGGGGCGUUCAACGGGCCGACCAAGUACGGGCCCGUCAUCGUGCCGCAUCUCGAGUACGGGCACUGA
Thyridium curvatum is the source of this 3660-nucleotide messenger RNA. RefSeq lists its product as uncharacterized. Lineage: Eukaryota; Fungi; Ascomycota; Sordariomycetes; Thyridiales; Thyridiaceae. Gene Ontology annotation, cellular component: membrane. Bases 1 to 3660 code for a protein of 1219 amino acids. The record is from RefSeq and is a predicted model, not a curated record. The transcript has 2 exons. Gene Ontology annotation, molecular function: protein binding.